This is a messenger RNA of Chenopodium quinoa (quinoa), 1875 nucleotides long. RefSeq names its product adenosine deaminase-like protein. Gene Ontology annotation, biological process: inosine biosynthetic process; adenosine catabolic process. Gene Ontology annotation, molecular function: adenosine deaminase activity. Bases 299 to 1276 code for a protein of 325 amino acids. The record is from RefSeq and is a predicted model, not a curated record. The transcript has 9 exons. NCBI's taxonomy places the organism in Eukaryota, Viridiplantae, Streptophyta, Magnoliopsida, Caryophyllales, Amaranthaceae.
UUUGUGGACAUUAAAGUGGAAAUUUAUUCAAAAAACAGUUAUACUUUGAUAAUUGGAUCUUUUUGUGGUAUUAUUUAAGGAAAGCAUAAAAUAAGGUAAAUAUUGUAAAUCAUAAAAUAAGGUAAAUAUUUUCCUAUGUCAAUGCAUGUGUUCACAUGUGCAACCUUCUUAAUACAUAAAAAAAAAAAAAAAAAAAAAAAAUCUGUAAUUUUCUUCUCGAUUCAGAAUUUAUUUGUAGAAACAGUCCCACACCAAAUAGGACUGCUUCAAUUCUGCAAUAAUUCGUAAAUCAGUGAAAAUGGAGAUGAUGGAUUGGUGGGAAUCCAUGCCUAAAGUCGAGCUCCAUGCCCAUCUCAAUGGUUCUGUCCGAAAUUCCACUCUACUAGAACUUGCUAAAGACUUGGGAGAAAAAGGAAUUAUUGUUUUUUCUGAAGUUGAGCAUGUUAUCCUCAAAAAUGAUAGAUCUUUGACUGAAGUGUUCAAGCUGUUUGAUUUGAUUCACAUUCUUACCACUGAUCAUGCUACUGUCACCAGAAUCACCAAAGAAGUUGUUGAAGAUUUUGCUGCUGAGAAUGUUGUCUAUUUGGAAUUGAGAACCACCCCUAAGAGGAAUGAUUCUCGAGGAAUGUCCAAACGUUCUUACAUGGAAGCUGUGAUUGAGGGUUUAAGAAAAGUUGAUGUCUUAGACAUUGAUUUUGGUUCUACUGAAGUUGGAUUGGAGGAAAAUGGGAAGUCAGGUCAAAUGAUUGAUGACUGUGUCGGCAUUUCUAGGACAAAGAUAUAUGUUAGGCUUCUCCUCAGCAUUGAUCGUCGUGAGACACUUGCAGCUGCAAUGGAAACUGUCAAGCUGGCAUUGGAAAUGAAAGAUCUUGGAGUGGUAGGUAUUGAUCUAUCCGGGAAUCCUAAAGUGGGAGAAUGGAUAACAUUUUUGCCAGCUUUGAGAUUUGCCAGAGAACAAGGUCUUCGUGUUACUCUGCAUUGUGGAGAGGUCCCUAAUCAGGAGGAAAUACAUGCAAUGCUGGACUUUCUUCCUGAGAGGAUUGGUCACGCUUGCUGCUUGGAAGAGGAUGCAUGGAGAAAAUUAAAAAUUUCCAAGAUCCCGGCUCAACGUAACCUAACCUCAUGGUCAGGGGAGUCAUUUGUGGUGUGGGCCUCUGGGCUAGGCUCUCACAUCACCCAGAAAUCCACCCUUGCAACAAUCUUUGGCUGGUUAGUUUAUUUAUGUUUCAGGUUGGUUAUGCCCAGCUGUGUAGUAUCAUCCCCUCCCAAUGUUUGAUGCUCUGUCCUUUUUACUAUUUAUCGCUAAGUAAACUGCCACCAUACUACUCCCUCUGUCAGGAAUUAGCUGUGGCAUUCUCUAGAUUAAUGAUCAGGGGAUUUGACAUGAUCUCACAAAAAUGAUCUUCAUAAUAGUUGUGUGUUUUUGUAUGUUCUCCCACCAUUUAAGUAGUGUUGUUUUAUGACUUCCAAUCUUAACCCAUUACUUGAAUAUUCCAGAUGGAGGGUGCAUAUUAGAUAAACUCUGGCUUUUCUCUGUUUCUUUAUGCCUAUUAAUGAGGUAAAUGGGCAAAACUGGAUUAUUGUUGAGCAUAAUUUUCAAUUUUGCAGGUUGAAAUAUGUUUGACAUCUAACAUCCGAACUAAUACAAUUUCCUCCAUCGAUGUUCAUCAUUUUGGUUCGGUUCCUUUCUAGUUAAAUCUUAUGGAACUAGUCUACUAUUUCAGUGAACAUAAGCUCUUUGAGAACAUGAUGCAUUUGUUUGUUUGACAGCUGAUUUAUACAAUACAAAUCAUCCACUUAUUCUAUGCACUGAUGACACUGGGGUGUUCUCUACUAGUUUAUCUAAAGAAUACGCCAUUGCUGCUACUGCUUUUG